UUGCAAACCACAAUUUAAUGAGAAAGCAGUUGUAAUGUGGACUAUUCUGUUAAACAUAAGAAAAUAUCUGGUCCUUAAAUAGCUAUAAACGAAUAAAAUGUUAUUUACUGAUUCUGUAUUUAGACCAUUAGAUAUCAGUAAAAGCUAUUGGAAUUAUGUAUUUUAUGAACUAGCAGAUUCUAGAACAAAGAACUUAUUCCUUGUUAGUAGUCCUGCAACAAUAUUACUAAUACUCGGUUCGUAUUUAUAUUUCGUACUGAAAUGGGGACCAGAAUUUAUGAAAAACAGAAAGCCGUACGAAUUAAAGAAAUUGCUUAUGGUGUACAACGUAUGCCAGAUUAUUGUAAACGUUUAUAUAUUUUUACUGGGUGUUAAGGUGUCCUAUACUGUCAACAAUUUUUUCUGUAUGCCAAUUGAUUAUACAAACUCUGAAUUGGCACAACUAUUUAUUUACUGCUUUCAUAUCUACUUUAUUAACAAAGUAACAGACCUUCUAGACACGGUUUUUUUCGUGCUCCGAAAAAAAUCUAAUCAAAUAUCAUUCUUGCAUCUUUGGCAUCACUGUUUAAUGGUAAUAGUUACGUGGAUGGCGGUGAAAUAUAUACCUGGAGGCCAACUUGGAAUAGUGGGCUUAGUAAACAGCUUUGUUCAUAUUAUACUUUACUCAUACUACUUCUUGGCUGCUUUAGGACCAUCGUUCCAAAAAUACCUAUGGUGGAAGAAGUAUUUAACUAGGUUUCAGCUAAUCCAAUUUUGCUUAAUAUUUUUACAUAGUUCGCUGAUCUUUGUAACCGAUUGUGAUUAUCCCAAGUGGGCUGUAACUAUCUGUCUACCAAAUGCCAUCUUUUUCUAUUAUUUAUUUUAUGACUUUUAUAAAACAUCGUAUACACCGCAGAGCAACCACCGAAAUGGCCAGAAAAUUAAUUGAAUAUGAAAUUCGUACAAAUGGAAGAAUACUUUUAAUUAAAUUAAGAAUACCACUUUUUUGUAAAUAUUUAUUUAUUAAUUGUUCUUUGUUUUAAAAUUAAUUUUAGCUGAAUGAAAUAUUAUUUUUGAUCAUUUCAUUUUAAAACUUGUGCAAUCAACUAUUUUUAUGUAUUAUUUAAAUUUUAAUAAAUCAUUACAAAUUACA
This is a messenger RNA of Sitophilus oryzae (rice weevil), 1132 nucleotides long. RefSeq names its product elongation of very long chain fatty acids protein 4-like. Gene Ontology annotation, biological process: fatty acid elongation, monounsaturated fatty acid; very long-chain fatty acid biosynthetic process; sphingolipid biosynthetic process. Gene Ontology annotation, cellular component: endoplasmic reticulum membrane. Lineage: Eukaryota; Metazoa; Arthropoda; Insecta; Coleoptera; Curculionidae. Gene Ontology annotation, molecular function: fatty acid elongase activity. Bases 98 to 928 code for a protein of 276 amino acids. The transcript is spliced from 6 exons. The record is from RefSeq and is a predicted model, not a curated record.